Messenger RNA from Aspergillus puulaauensis, 1770 nucleotides. RefSeq names its product fungal specific transcription factor domain-containing protein. Gene Ontology annotation, molecular function: RNA polymerase II cis-regulatory region sequence-specific DNA binding; DNA-binding transcription factor activity, RNA polymerase II-specific; zinc ion binding. Gene Ontology annotation, biological process: DNA-templated transcription; positive regulation of transcription from RNA polymerase II promoter by galactose. Gene Ontology annotation, cellular component: nucleus. The transcript has 3 exons. Bases 1 to 1770 code for a protein of 589 amino acids. The record is from RefSeq and is a predicted model, not a curated record. Lineage: Eukaryota; Fungi; Ascomycota; Eurotiomycetes; Eurotiales; Aspergillaceae.
AUGCAAAUACAUGAAUCCAGUGCAGGUCAGGAGUCAAAUAGUCCUGAUGCCGAUGGAAUUACUCUUCUCUUCCGAAAACCUGGCCUGCUCAGUGCGGCCAAUAGUAACCAUUCAUCCCCAGACUGGGAUGAUGACGAGACCGACGCAUACGACGUCCAGGAUCGUCGGCCUCAAAGUGUGUCGCUGUCAUCCCAGCUCUUAUGCCUCCGCGAGCUCGUCCAUCCACAGGCAAGGGAAGUGACAAGCCCUCCGUCCAGGCGAAACAGCCUCCAGGACCGGGUAUUCUCGGUGGAGCUUCCUCGACCUUCAAGGCUAGACUGGCUGUUGAAUGUCUACUUCCGUGAUUUAGAUUCGUUCUUUCCAUUCAUUGAGCGUUAUGGAACGCAGGCGAAGAUCCAGACGACACUGCACCGCCUGGGACACUCGGACAGCCAAAAUAUCAUUGAUGUCAAAUUUGAAGACUGCUUUAUUAUUGCCCUUCUUUGUAACAUGCUUGCUGUUGCCGAAUGCUUCUGUGUAUCUGGGAGCCUCUCGCAUGAAAUCCGCCGUGGGUGGUCCUUGUUCCUUCGGGGGCGCAAGCUGAUGCAACAAUGCUCGUCGCUCAAGCACAUCGACGUCCACCUCAUUCAGUAUCACGCCCUAAGCUCGGAGUACCUGAUGCAGUCUGAGCUACUCCAUGACGCAUCACAGGCUAUCUCUACCGCAGCACAGCUUGCCAUGCGGGCGCGGCUUAAUGAGGAGCGGGUUUGGGAUAUUUUGCCCGAGCCAGAGAUUUGCAAUCGCAAGAGGCUGUGGUGGACGAUAUAUUUCCUCGAUCGGAAGAUCUCUCAACGGACAGGGAGCCCGUAUCUGAUUCGUGAUAUUGAAGUCGCAGUCUCGGACUUUUCGCAGUCCUCGAGUACCGCAACUGAUCGCUACAUGCAGGUGUUGGUAGACCUGGGCAAACUAUGGUCCCUGAUUUGGGAUACAUUCUUUGCUGCUACCGCUCCAAAGCCGAUAGACUGGAAGGAAGUUGAGGUCAUGGACACGCGCAUCCUGGUCGUCCAACGAGAUCUGCCAGACGAGCUGGCAUGGGAAACAGAGCUCCUCGACCGAGUGUACUUGGCUGAGCGAGAGCCAGAGCCUCUUAUCCGUCGCCGGUUUGCGAUCUACAUAAGACUGAACCUUCUACGCCUGACCAUUCGACAGAAUCCAAUCCAGAAGCGAAAGGACACCAGAUGCAGCAGACUUUGUAUCUCCCUUGCCGCUGAGACUGUGGAUGCCAUUGCAGCAUUCACAGAUUCAUGUCCCAGCAUCAUCCCCUGUGGCUUUUUCUUCAGCACGGCGUUGCUGGAAUGUAUCUACCACCUCAUCCUUGCGAUGCGGGCGACGCCUACACACGAACAACGUGAAGUCAGCAUCAAGUCUUUCCAACUCGCGUAUCAGUUGCUCGAACAAUUCUCUAAAUGUCUCGACACAGCGAAGCGAGCACUUAGAGCCCUUAACUCCGUAGUUUCCUUUGCUUCGGUGUCACAUUCUCCUACUAUUGACGGCCCAAAUCCAGACCCCGAACCAGAACAGAACCGUCCGAUGGACUUGGCAUUCCAGACCACGCCGGCAAUAGACUUUUUUGAUCCCAUGUCCUGGCAUAUUGAUGAUAUUCCUUUGGAUGUAGUGGCAUUGGUAUCUUCAAUGGGGAAUCAGGGGCCAGAUGGCGCUGAAGAUAUGGACGCUGAAUCCUUUAUCUGGAAUACGGACUAUGGUAUGGAUCCUGGGACCAUUCAUCCAUAG